Molecule: messenger RNA, 804 nt
Organism: Gaeumannomyces tritici R3-111a-1
Lineage: Eukaryota; Fungi; Ascomycota; Sordariomycetes; Magnaporthales; Magnaporthaceae
Exons: 3
Coding region: 366-524 (52 amino acids)
Source: RefSeq, a predicted model, not a curated record
CGCAAAUAAGACGGGCUUAUUUCACUUCACGAUACGCUUCGAACAUGAAAGAUUUCGGAUUAAAGUCGGGCUUGCCUGUACCUGGUUAGCACAAGUAAGAAUCGCUUAUUGUCGGCCGCCACAGCGCUGUGGCUAGCCGCUGAAGCACCGCCACUCGUAACGCGGGCCUGGUCCUGGUCCCUUGUUAUCGAUUAGCAGCCGCUCCAAAAAUUUCGGGCGAUAACGACGUCUUGGCGACCCACGGGAGGAAGACAUCUCGAGCCCAACACCCCUCAAAACAGCCGUGAUACCGCCCCCAAUCCCCACGCCACGCUCGCUAAACAAGACACAAACCACCAACCGAAACAGCCGCUCGCUCCUUCGUCAUGUUCGGAGGACCUGGAUUCGCCCCGCCGCAAUUCUCCGAGGAGGAGAUGCGCCAGCUCGAGGACGAGGCGACCUUUACCGUCCAGCGCUUCAUUGCCACCAGCGUCUUUCUCUACUUCUCCCCUUUUGCCAUUGACGCCAUAUCGAGGAUCUUUUGAGGCUCCGCGCAUCUGAUAUCACUAUUCUUCGGCAUACGAGCCGCUGCUCACCCGCCGGUCAACAGGAACACACUAUGGGGAAAUAAUCCCCUCGAGCCGAGCAGUUCGCUGCCAUCCGUCCAACCCUACUACCCAUUGCGCGUGUGCAUAUAAUACCAACCGGACGAAGCUUUAGUUUCGGCGUUUAUCCAGGGGUAGGGGAACCAUCUGUACGCCACAGUUUCUCUGUGGGGACGACGAUAGACUGUACAUUACCACUUGAUGACCAUUUGCCAUGCCA